Molecule: messenger RNA, 1592 nt
Organism: Telopea speciosissima
Lineage: Eukaryota; Viridiplantae; Streptophyta; Magnoliopsida; Proteales; Proteaceae
Product: SKP1-interacting partner 15
Exons: 1
Coding region: 193-1302 (369 amino acids)
Molecular function (GO): protein binding
Source: RefSeq, a predicted model, not a curated record
CCCAACCCUCCCAACGCGUCAUCACCCCCAAAACCGUUACAUGUAAAAGCCGCCGUCUCCUACGCUCCCGGAAUUCCUGAAUUCCGGCCGAAGCCUCUGCAUCGUUUCACCGUCUCUGUUCCGCAUCAGCUAUUCACCUCAGCUCGGCUCACCUUCCGAUUAGUCCGAGGGACACGAGAGAAAAGAAAGGAAAUGGAAACUUCGCCGAUUCUUUACCUCCCGCAGGACACACUCCAUCAGGUCUUCUCCUACCUUCCACUCCAUCAGAUCUUAAUCUCCCGUUCCGUCUGUAAAUUCUUCAACCAGACGCUGACGUCACCAUCCUUCCUACAUCUUCUCUCCCUCCGACCACCCCUCCGUCUCAUCGCUCUCCGCCCUUCAUCUCACCAUCAUCACCACCACCACCCCAACCGCCACGUGUCUUCCCGACCCCUUCUCCCGGUCUUCGACCCCGACCAAAACCACUGGAUCAGGUUCCCCCUUGACUUCCUCCCCUUCAGGUCUCCCAUCGCCGUCGCUUCUUCUCUCGGACUCGUCUACCUAUGGGCUGACUCUCCCGAUUCCUGCAAAUCUCUCGUCCUCUGCAAUCCGUUGACUCGUCAGUUCCGAGUCUUACCCCCGCUGGGCUCCGCGUGGUCUCGCCACGGCACCGUCCUGGUUGGAAGCGCUGGCCGUGUCCUGGUUCUUACUGAACUCGCUGCUCUCUACUUCUCCGGCACGGGAUCAUGGCUCAAAUUCUCUUCCAAUUUGGCUUCCAAACCUCGGAGCCCGAUUCUGGUCUCCGACUCGGUUUUCGCACUCUGCGACGUUGGAACUCCGUGGCGGAGCCAGUGGAAGCUGUUCUCGUGCACGCUUGCUGAGCUUGUGAAGUCGCAGGGUUGGAAUCGAUUGGAGAGACACGAAUGGGGCGACGUGUUUGAUAUACUGAAGAGGCCCCGGCUUGUUAGGGCCUCGGGGAAUCGAAUUCUGAUGGUGGGUGGGCUAAAGUCGUCUUUCUCUUUGAAUGCUUCGUGUUCGACGAUUUUGAUUUUGAAGUUAGAUUUGGAUACGUUGGAGUGGGAUGAGGCAGGUCGAAUGCCGGCCGAAAUGUUCCGGUGUUUUCAAGAGUCCAGUAAGUUUAAGGUGUUUGGAGGUGGGGAUCGUGUGUGCUUCUCUGCGAGAAGAGUGGGGAGAUUGGCCAUGUGGAAUUGUUCUUCCGAAGGUGGGAAGGGGGAAUGGAAAUGGAUUGAUGGGGUCCCGGGGAAUGGGGAUGGCCUACUUAGGGGGUUUGUGUUUGAAGCUCGACUCGCAGCCAUGUCGUGAUGGAUCCAUGGUUUCAUCUUCUCAUGUCUCGGUAGACUGGUAUGUAGGCAAAAUUUGAUUGCUUAUUGCCUCCAAUAUGAUAAUUUCUGAUGAUUUUUCAUUGAUCCAGACUCUUAACUUAUUCAGAAGAGCUGCAUGCAAUUGCACAUUGAUUCAGAAAUUCUCAUCCUUCAAUGUUUUAACAUGUUAUUGUUGCUAAUUUGUAUAUCUAAUUCUGGCACAAGCAACUGAAUUUCAAUCAAACACCUUUAAUGAGGAUCAAUGGAAACUUAUGAUUGUAAAGGCACUUU